Messenger RNA from Clonostachys solani, 1278 nucleotides. Lineage: Eukaryota; Fungi; Ascomycota; Sordariomycetes; Hypocreales; Bionectriaceae. The record is from the annotation of a GenBank genome assembly.
AUGUCUCUAUCUUCUCGACUGGGGCGUCUGGCCGUGUGCCUGGCGCUUUUCGUAGUUCUCGUCCAUGCUCACAAGGCCGCCGAUAAAACCCUCCUGGACAGCGUGAGCCUCGAUGGUCUCGACGAGCAACUCCAGACCUGCCCCAUUGUCCAGGAGCUCAAUGCCGCCAAACACGCCAAACACUCCGCGGCCCCGUCCUCGCUCACCACGCGCCUCUUUGCCGUCCUCUUCCCCGGCUCCCCCGCCGUCAACGCCCUCCUCGCGACCCUGUACAUCUCCGGCCCGCCCAACUUCCUUCUCGCGCUCUGCCCGACCGACAUUGACCCCUCGUCCCUCUCCGUCAUGGUGGCCUUUGCCGUCGGCGGGCUCCUGGGCGACACCCUCUUCCACCUGCUCCCCGAGAUCUUCCUCGGCGAGGACGAGCCCGAGCGCAUCCGCCUGGUGCUCGUCGAGCCCAACCGCAACCUGCUCCUCGGCCUGGGCAUACUGGUCGGGUUCAUGGUCUUCGUCGCCAUGGACAAGGGGCUCCGGAUCGCGACCGGCGGCGCGGGGCAUGACCACUCGCACGGGCAUGAGCACACGCACGCGGAGAGCAAGAGCGAGGGGCACGCUACGGGAGCUGAUGCUUCGAACGGGGGCGCCGUGUCGAGGAAGAAGAAGGGCAAGGGCUCCAAGGAGGAGGACGCCGUUGUCGAGAAGAAGGAGGUUAACCCCAGCGUGAAGCUCGGCGGUUACUUGAAUCUGAUUCUAAGAUGGUGGCUAACAUGGGGUUUGUUGUUUAGUGCCGAUUUCACUCACAACAUCACCGACGGUUUGGCUAUGUCUGCUAGUUUCUAUGCCUCGCCUACUAUUGGCGCUACGACCACCGUUGCCGUCUUCUUCCACGAGAUCCCCCACGAGGUUGGCGACUUUGCCCUCCUUGUGCAGUCUGGCUUCUCGAAGCGGGCGGCCAUGGGAUCCCAGUUCAUCACUGCCAUCGGAGCUCUGCUGGGUACUCUAAUUGGCAUUGCCGUGCAGGAGUUUGGUGGCAACGGAGCGGCCGCGGGUGACGACCCCAUGGCCAGGACCGCUGGGCUCUGGGGCACUAGCUUGACUUGGGGAGACAUGCUUCUGCCAUUCACCGCAGGAACCUUCCUCUACGUCGGCACCGUGGCCGUGAUCCCUGAGCUGUUGGAGACGGGCAAGAACAAGGGCGAGGAGCUCAAGAAGACCCUCGUCCAGUUCACGGCUGUGGCCGUUGGGGCCGGUAUUAUGCUCUACAUCUCCUGGCAUGAAUAG